ACCACCUUCAAGCUCAUGAAGGGCCGCGUCGAGCGCGUGGCCAUGCUGGGCGUCCCGGGCAUCGGCAAGAGCCGCAAUUUGGCGCUGGGCCUCUGGCACGGGGUGACGGGCAAUCUGCCAGAAGGGUUCCGGCAGCCCGAGGCCAUCGUCUACGAAGCCCGGGAGGGUGGCAGGGUCUUCCUGUUCACCAAGGACUCGGAUGACCAGUGGAAGGCACAGCGCCUGCCGAUGAGUGAAUGGGCAGCUGACGCCUGCAAGCACCUGGAGAACCCCAACAACUGGUAUUUAGUGGAUGCUUCCGAGACAACCACCACCCUGAAGUUGACUGCCAAGACAUGGCUCGCCUGCAGCCCAGAACGGGACCACUACUCGAAAUUUGUCAAAGACGGCGGCUGCUGCGUCUAUAUUGAAUCGUGGUCGAAAUCUGAGCUUCAAGCGGCAUUCGGUCCCAUUCAAAACGUGGAUGGCUGCGACAUGCUUCUGAAAAGGUACGACAAGAUCGGAGGAAACCUGCGGGGCACCGCUGACCGUGCUUCCUGGCAACUGAAAAGGGGCGACGACUUGAUGAUCGCAGAGAACUUGCAGUUAGUGGAGUGCGAUUCCGUAGCCCUUUUUGAGGAGAGAUGGUUGAAUGCAGUGAAGCAAGGAACCCUAUCGCAACAGGUUUUGAGUAGCCCAGCCGGUUACCCGGGCAUCGACUACCUGCNNGUUCAACCACGGCAUCCAGGUGACCACAUCCAAAACGCACAGCGUUGCACAGGAAUUUCGCGAGAUCUUGAAGAAGAUGUUCAAUGGAACUCGCCACAGUUUCACUCUCACGUUUCUCAUUACAGGAGAGCCGAAGAAAUUCACGCCGGCACCAGGCGAUUUCAACAAAUUCAUGAAAAUGUCGGGGCUAGGACAGUUGUUUCACAAUGUUUGUGUGCAGGUCGUGCAGAUUCCGCAGACUCUCAAUAG
Molecule: messenger RNA, 957 nt
Organism: Symbiodinium necroappetens
Lineage: Eukaryota; Dinophyceae; Suessiales; Symbiodiniaceae
Source: the annotation of a GenBank genome assembly